AUGGAUGGGGAAUCAGUGAAGAAUCGCAAGAGAUGGCUCCACAUCUUCGUUUAUUCGUUCCUUGUUCUCUCCUGCCAAGCAGCAGCUACAAUUCUCGCUUUCUUCUCAUACUUCCUCAACUCCCAAAAGUUCACUCCUUUCAUACUGAACUCUCUGUUUCUCCUCACCAUUUCAUCUAUCUUCCUUGUGUUCAACAAUGAAUCACAAACCACAACAGAAGUCUCUAAAAGCAAAUACGCAAUAGGCUUCCUAUGUACAGUAGCUUCUUCUGCUGGCUCUGGACUGCUGCUAUCUCUCAUGCAGCUCAUACUCCGCAAAGUUCUAAAGAAGAACACGUUUUCAGUAGUCACGGACAUGGUUUUUCUACCAGUCUCUGGUGGCAUGUGUGCUUCUGUGACUCUGGCUUUCACAGCUCUUACCUGGCAAGUCUACACAAUUGGUGUUGUGGGUUUGGUUUUUGAGUCGUCUUCUGUGUUCACCAAUGCUAUAACCGCCGUGGGACUGCCUAUUGUUCCGAUACUAGCGGUGGUUGUGUUCCGUGAUCAAAUGGACGGCACAAAAGUCAUCUCCAUCGUUUUGGCUGUAUGGGGCUUCGUCUCAUUUGCUUAUCAGCAUUACCUCGAUGACAAAAAGUUAAAAAACCUUGAGGCUGUUCCUGUUUCAUCACUAGCAAAAGGCAUAGAGAUGGAUGUGAUUCACAAUAACCUAUGA
Messenger RNA from Microthlaspi erraticum, 711 nucleotides. Lineage: Eukaryota; Viridiplantae; Streptophyta; Magnoliopsida; Brassicales; Brassicaceae. The record is from the annotation of a GenBank genome assembly.